GAGGAGGAAUCCAUUUCAUCUCCCCUGCGAAAUAUAUUGAAAAUGUCGGACCUGAAAAUCGUAAUAGAAAACAAAGACACUCGAUUUCAUUCGCAUCCCGCGUUGGGCGCCGUUUUUUGACGCGCCACCUCACGCGCCGUCGAAUUCCAUCCGUUCUUCAAAAGCUAGAACUAAAAAGCUUUAUCAAUCAAAAAGCCUGUCCAGAUGAUGGAAUCGCCGAACGGUUCUACAGGAGAAGAGAACUUGACGAAGAAAUCGGAUGCAUCGGAUCGCGAUCACUCCCUGAUUCAUGUGAAGCUGGCUCAGGAUCCGGAUCCGAGCCCGAAAACCCAUCCGGUUUCCCUUGAAAGGGACAAUGCUGAGAUAACUGAUGACCAUUCUUCGUCAACAACAACACCGGGAACUUAUUCGCCGUCGCCGACGGCUAUCCGAUCGAAGAAAUCGGUUCGGUGGAGUCAUGAUUUGGUGGAGGAGAGGACGUUGCCACCGUUGGAGAAGAGUGAUGACGAUUACGAUUCAUCUAAUCCUUAUGUUAAUCGUUCUCAGGGAUCAUCCAAUUCUCCAGCAUUCAACAUCAACAAUUCUAUGGACAAUAUUAAAGGUGCUCUUGGUAGAUGGAGAAAGAAGGUCGGAGAAGCUACAAAAAAAGCAGAGGAUCUCGCCGGCAAUACUUGGCAACAUUUGAAAACGGCUCCUAGUCUUACAGAUGCUGCAUUAGGAAGAAUAGCACAGGGAACUAAAGUUCUAGCAGAAGGAGGCUAUGAAAAGAUAUUCAGACAAACAUUCGAUACAGUUCCAGAAGAGAUUCUUCAAAAUUCAUAUGCUUGCUACUUGUCCACGUCAGCAGGCCCUGUCAUGGGUGUCUUAUAUGUAUCCACUGCAAAACUUGCAUUCUGUAGUGACAACCCAUUGUCAUAUAAAUCCAAUGACAAAACCGAAUGGAGCUAUUAUAAGGUGAUAAUACCAUUACAGCAGUUAAAGGAAGUGAAUCCAUCAUCAAGUAGGGCAAAUUCAUCUGAGAAAUAUAUUCAGGUGAUAUCAGUGGAUAGUCAUGAGUUUUGGUACAUGGGGUUUUUAAAUUAUGAUGGAGCUGUUAAGUGCCUACAGGAUGCCAUACAGACACGUGGCAGAAUUUCAGUGUGAUGGGGUGAAAAUUCAAGAUUCAAGAUUCAAUUCAGUGUGUUAUCAUGUUAUGAUGUUAAUGGCUUGAAAAAGGUCUUAAUGGGGAAAGAAUUUUGGGGGAUGUGAUUGUUGUGAAAAACAAAGUAUUUAUGAAGGUGCAAAAAUGGUGCACAGGUGGUGUAUUUGGACAUGGGUUUUUUUUUUGUACACGUAUACACGUUUUUGGUCCAAUAGGGUUGUAAUUUAAUAAUUUUUAAUUCAUGGGUAAGUUGUAAACUUGUAUUUGAAUUUGAGAAAUAUUUUGUUUUUUUUCUUUGUUUCUAGGUUUUUGGGUUUAUGUUUGUGUUUGGUAAUUGAAACACCAAAGUUUGGUUUA
Lactuca sativa (garden lettuce) is the source of this 1498-nucleotide messenger RNA. Its product is annotated as GLABRA2 expression modulator. Lineage: Eukaryota; Viridiplantae; Streptophyta; Magnoliopsida; Asterales; Asteraceae. The record is from RefSeq and is a predicted model, not a curated record.